This is a messenger RNA of Hyposmocoma kahamanoa, 1414 nucleotides long. RefSeq names its product protein ecdysoneless (gene ecd). The transcript is spliced from 2 exons. Lineage: Eukaryota; Metazoa; Arthropoda; Insecta; Lepidoptera; Cosmopterigidae. The record is from RefSeq and is a predicted model, not a curated record. Gene Ontology annotation, cellular component: nucleus. Bases 1 to 1335 code for a protein of 444 amino acids.
AUGCCUCAGUCAAAUUGUGUAGGAUCCACCGAGAUCACAAGUUUUUCACACCAAUUUGGGGUCUUCAUCUACCAAAACAACAUUCACAUCAUUUCACCAAAUAUUCUAGAUAUUGACACAGAACUCAACAUGAUAGAUGCAAUUAACAUAAUAAUCAAUAAUCAAGUAGAAACAAAGUCUCUAGAAGUUCAACAAGCUAUCUUAAACAGAAUUGGCAAUUAUCCAGAAAAAAUGACAGAAAAUAUACACAGAGCAUUAGUUAAGUUACCAUUAGAUGUAGCGACAUUACUCACUUUGAAACCUUCUUUUAUUUCACCAAUAGUAAGCUCAUAUUGUGAGCAUGACAUGCUGGAGGCUAGAGUCUGCAAGAAUGUUACAUUUAAAAACUGUAUUACUGUGCAAGUAAAAUUUACCAAAUGUCUUUAUGCAAUGCUUACACAUUCAAAGCUAAUCACAAAUUUGAAGAAUGCACAUGUUGACCUGAAUGAUAAAAAAAGAAAUUUAGGAUUGAAACUUACUUGUGGCUAUGAAAUAAUUAUGAGUAAAUUAAAAGUUGAUAUAAUUUCCUCUAAAGAAUACACUAAGUUUAUUAAAAGUCUGAGUGACAAAGGAUAUUUCAGAGACAGCAUUGAGGGAUCAAAAGAACAUACUAGACUGUUAGAGAAGGCUAAAGAGUUCUAUUUGAACAUGGAGUGUCCUGUUAACUCGCAACUCAAUAAUGCUAUAGCACAAAUAAUGCAUACAGAAGAAUUUAUUACCUUGAAGGAGUCCUUGAAGAAUACUCAAGGUUUAGAGAAAGAGCUUGCAGAAGACAAUGAUGACUGGCUAAAUAUCCAACCUGACGAAUUAAAUAAUUUACUAAAUACAAGGUAUGGUAAAAAGCCAACAUUCAAAAAAGAUGACGUAAUGAAUUCAGAAACAAUAACUUCAAAAUUGUCGAAUUUCCUAAAAGAAACAUCAGAUUUUGAAGGAAUUGAAAUAGGUUACGAGGAAGAGGAAGACACUGAAAUAAAUUUUGAUUCUGAUAUAUUUGUAAAUUCUUUGAAGAACAUGUUAGAUACAAUUAAUGGUGCAGACGAGGUUGAUUCAGACAAUGACAGUAAUAAUGAUAUGGAUGAUGUUUCACCAGAAGAUAAUAUAGAUGAAGAAAUUAGAAGAAAGUUACUCUCUAACAUAAGCAAUACUUCAGAAGACAGUCAAAACAUUAUAUCCAACAUGAUUCAAAGUAUGAAAGAGGAACAGGGGGCACCAGGACCUAUUAGUAACUUACUAAGAGCUAUAGGAAUUAACAAAACCAGUGUGUUAGAUUCAGAUGAUGAUGAUGAUGAUCAAUGAAAUGAAAUAUAACUGGUUAAUAAGUACACUGUAAGUAAUGUAGCUACAUUGUUGUAGAUAAAUAGUUUUUACAAGGUUG